Closterium sp. Naga37s-1 is the source of this 965-nucleotide messenger RNA. The record is from the annotation of a GenBank genome assembly. NCBI's taxonomy places the organism in Eukaryota, Viridiplantae, Streptophyta, Zygnematophyceae, Desmidiales, Closteriaceae.
ACCAGGAGGAAUUCGAUGAUGCGGGUCUGAACCCGUCGCUGUGCUGCCGCUACUCUCUGGUGGAGAUCCGCCGAGCCACGGGCAACUGGAGCGAAGAGAACCGCAUAGGCUGUGGGCAGCACAGCGACGUGUACAAGGGCACGUGCCCGUACAACCCCACCAGCACGUGGGCUGUGAAGCGCUACAAGGAGCGCUCCACGCACUUCGAAAAGGAGGUGGAGCAAAUCGCAAGCAAGUGGCACCCAAAUCUCGCCCACCUGUUGGGCUACUGUGUGGACUCGGACACGCGGGUGGAGGGCGGCAGGAUGGUGCAGGCGGAGGAGCAGAUCGGAGUGUACGAGUACGUGCACCACGGGGACCUCAGCCGCUACCUCUACCAAGAAACCUUUCGGGCGUCCUUUGCCCUGUGGGAACGGGUCGAUAUCCUGUUAGGCAUGGCGCACGGGGUGAAGUACCUGCACUCGGUGGGCAUGGUGCAUGGGGACCUCAAGCCCGCCAACAUCCUCAUCGAUAAGAGCUGGCAGGCCAAGGUCGCCAAUUACGGGCUGCUGCUGCGGAAUGAAACCAGCGCUGUCAACGCUGGCCGGCUGUUCGGCACCCCCGGAUACGUGGAUCCGGUGUAUCUGACCUCCCAAAUUGCCACCAAGGCUUCGGACGUGUUCAGCUUUGGCGUCAUCUUUCUCGAGCUGCUCACGGGGCGGCCGCCAUUCAUUCAAGUGCAGGCGGAGCAUGGGGAGGACCACGAGCACAUCGCUGACUGGGCUGCACCUUUAAUCGACGAGGGCAAGACAGAGGAGCCCAAGGACCCCCACCUGGACGUGCCCGAGUCCUCCUUCCUCUCCCUCGCUGAGCUCGCCAUUCGCUGCACCGCCAUGCCCUUCACCGACCGCCCGCCCAUGGGGGAGGUGCUGGCCACGCUCAAGGCCAUUCGAACGGACUUUUUUCGGGCUCACGGACCCGGAUGA